Ciona intestinalis (vase tunicate) is the source of this 3341-nucleotide messenger RNA. The record is from RefSeq and is a predicted model, not a curated record. NCBI's taxonomy places the organism in Eukaryota, Metazoa, Chordata, Ascidiacea, Phlebobranchia, Cionidae.
UUGUGUUGGCGUGUUGUUCAAAUUAACAACAUAAGAUGUAUUUGUCUUUGACUCAGAGACAUAUUAGUUGCGUGUGUGAUAAAAUUAAGCCUGAAAAACUGUGCUACUGAAGAAAAACUUAAACAUAUAAAAAAGAUACAGUUGUAACUGCCGUAGUCAACCUAAAGUUAGCUGUGUCAGGCAAACGAAAAUACGGCCAUGGAUCCACAUCCAGCAGAUUUUCCAGAACCACCCCCACAGCCCAGAAUUACUCUUCGUUCUGACACUGUUGACUCCAGUGUAUUUCAUGAUGAUGAUAACUUAUUUUCAAUGGACGAUGCAGUAGAACAGCCAGAUUCAUUUGAUGCCGUUCCACCAAAUAGUUAUCCCUCCCCAAAUAGUUCUUUGAGUACAUCAUAUAGUGGAGGUGACAUUUUAAGCAUGGCAUCACCACCAUUACCAGUAACCCGGAUAACAGAAAGAACUCAAACAGCUGGUGAAGUGAUUCGAACUUACAAUCCAAGUCCAGAGAAAAGGGAUCAUGAAGUAAGCUAUGAUGAAUUGCUGGAAGAAGACAUGAAGUUUAGUGCAGAAGGUGUUUCUGAUUCGGUUAAGCAUUUUUAUGGAGCUGCCAUUCCAGUGACAUGUGAUGACAGAGUUGACACAGGUGCAGGGUAUGACACAGUUGAUGCUGGUGCAGAUUAUGGCUCUGAUGCAGGACCAGAUAAUUCAGAUACUGGUCCACCUCUUCCAUACAAACAGAAAUCAAAAGUUAUUGAACCAGAGGCCAUUGCAGUGAAUCGUGAAUUCCAAUACCCUAUGAACCAUAAACAAAGAGGUUGCUGUAUCAUAUUUAAUCAAAAGCAUUUUGAUGCGCACUUGAGAAUGGAUACAAGAGAAGGAACGAACCAUGAUGCUGAAAACAUAAAACAUUCAAUGGAAAUGCUGGGGUUUGAGCACGUACGAAUCAUUAAGGAUUCUACUAAAGUUGAAAUUAUCAAUUGGAUUGCUGCAGUUUCAAAAGCUGAUCAUUCCAAUUACGAUUGCUUCGCUUGCGUGAUAUUAACUCACGGUGGUGAUAAGGAUGUUCUCUAUGCACGUGAUGAUAAAAUGGAGUUGAAAGACUUCAUGCAACCAUUUAGGGGUGACAAUUGCCCCUCACUUGCUACCAAGCCCAAACUCUUCUUUAUACAGGCUUGUAGAGGUUUUAAGCUAGCGGAACCUGUGAAAGUUCGACCUGUACAAUGCGAUUCAUUAAAUUAUGACACAACAGAUGGUGGAUCUGCAACUGUGGAUGAAUUUGCCACAAUUCCUGCUGAGGCAGAUUUCCUUAUAGCACAAUCAACGGUGCCAAAAUAUUACUCCUGGAGAAACAAAAGUAACGGAUCUAUUUUUAUCCAAGCUCUUUGUUUAACAUUUAAUCUUUUUGGUGAAAAACAAGAAAUAAUGCAGAUGAUGACGAAAGUAAAUCGCAUGGUGGCUUAUGAUUAUGAAUCUGCCUCAAAAGAUCCGAAAAUGAACCAGAAAAAGCAGAUACCAUCAAUCACCACACAACUAACUGCGGAACUUUAUUUCCCAAAGAAACGAGAGGGACAUCCAAGUGCAAGCGAAUAUUCUGUAAAUCAACAGGUGACAUCACCACGGCAAUUGCAACACAAUCAAGUCACUGCAAGAUGUGAAUACGACCAGUACAGCUCCCAUACUGUACGAGCAUCAGACAACGCGUUCGUCGAAACAACAACUCAAUUCAGCCGUCUCGCAAUGCAAGCUGGUGAUGCAAGCAGGUUAGAAGAAGCUUACAUGGAUCCAAGAACCCAAGGUGCUGCAGCCAACCCACCAAGCCACGCCUCGGUCCGCCAACGUGAUUUAUUCCCCCGUCCCCCACCCUUACCUACUAAGCAGAGACAGACACGCCGUUCUAACGAUAGCAGCCAUCGCAGAUCGGGCGAUUACACAACUCGAAGACCACCACAAGAAGUCUAUUCGUCUCCCACCGGUUCUCCUCGUGACGUCACACCUCAUUACGUCACAGGUUAUGACGCACCCCCCCGUCGCUCAUCACAUGAAACUUCGCCAUAUGGCAGCCAGCAUAACGUAGCAAGGCGACGACCAUCGUAUGAAACCUCUUUCCCCGCUGGUUCAAGAGCCAUCCCAGCAGUCACCUUAAGAAAACAGAGCUUACCCGUUUCUAGCAUGUACAGCAGUUCAGCAGACUCGCACCUCUUAACGCCUAACAGACACCUUCACCCGAGCGAAACUGUUCCUGCGCGGCUUUCCGUUUCCCCAAACGCCGCCAGAAACUCUGUAAAUCGUCGAAGUCUUCCGCUGGGUACAGACCCCAAACCGCAAGCCGUUUCGAGCUGGGGCUCUGGCAUCAACCGAGCCGGUCUUCGUUCAACGAAGCAAACAGAAGUAUAAACCCAAAAGUUAUAUUGUAGUUUUAACUAUCUAUAUACAAAACGCACUAACUUGUAUAAAUACGUGGCUGCUUUAUUUUGGGUUGUAUUUAUUUACUAGCCAUGGGCUACUAAUGAUUUAAUACAAGCUUCCCAUUAAGCAUAUACAUAUCAGUAUAAUUUUUCACUUAUUUUUCCCCCUUUUUAAUAAUUUUAUUGCCCCAUUUUUACAUUGUGCCUUUGAAUUCCAACAACUCACAAAUGUUUCUGUAAUUUUAUGCAAUUUUGCGCCAUAAGAUUCUUAAUUUAGUACAUUUUAACAGUAUCUUAAUGUUAAUACACUACUGUUCUUAAAUUCCAAAAACUGUUACCAUUUCAUCUUAUGCUUUUUCGCCAAAGUUUGUAAAUUCUGUAUUUUUUAUAAAUCUUCUUCCAAAUUUUAUAAUACUGUUUCUACAUUUCGAAAACUUGUAAAUAUAUAAUCGUUUUUCUUUACAGUCAUAUUUAAAACAACAUAGUUCAUUUUUGUUCCAAUUUCAAAAGCGUGCUUUAAAGUACUGGUAUAUAGUAGUAAUAUGGGGUAGGAUGGAUACAUAAUACGCAUUUUCCAUAACCGUGUUUUGAAAAAUUAACAACGCUCUUUUAGAGUUGUGAGGAUACGUGAGUCUGUAAAUAUUCUUUGUUUACUGCCAAAUGGAAUAACAAAGAAUAAAAUGAUGUCCCAUCUUACCCCAACCUACUAAAUACCCACAGUAUAUAAGUCAAUACAUACAGGUGCUCCAAGCUUCAAUCCAAAAGCGUUUUAAACAAAAUUCAUUCCUAUAUUCUCAUUAACAGGUGCGACAUACAUAUACACCAUCUAUAACAUUGUGGUUAUUAAAAUUCUAAAUUGUCGAAUCAACUGUAAAUUUAUAUGUUGCUUAUUUUUGAACAAACGUUGAACAAAUACAGUAUUUUUAAGGCUUU